AUGGAAGGACUUAAUUUUAUUCAUAAACAAGAAAUUAUUCAUCGAGAUUUUCAUAGUAGAAAUAUUCUUUGUGAUAAUGAGUAUGAUGUUAUAAUAAGUGAUUUAGGAAUAAGUAAAUUUUCAACUGAAUCAUUAGAUAAUGAAAAUAUGUAUUAUGGAAUUAUUCCUUACAUUGCUCCAGAAAUUUUUCAAGGACAAAAAUAUAAAAAGUAUACUAAAGCUUCAGACAUAUAUAGCUUUGGUAUGAUAAUGUGGGAAUUAAUGGUAGAAAAAAUUCCAACUAAAAUUAAAAUAUCGCCGGACAUUGGGCCUAUUAUUAAAAAUAAACUAAAUGGUAGUGCAAUAAGCUUUGCAGAAGUAACUGGAAGGUCAAGCAUUUCAAGUGGUAAAUAA
Messenger RNA from Funneliformis geosporum, 393 nucleotides. NCBI's taxonomy places the organism in Eukaryota, Fungi, Glomeromycota, Glomeromycetes, Glomerales, Glomeraceae. The record is from the annotation of a GenBank genome assembly.